This is a messenger RNA of Botrytis cinerea B05.10, 1588 nucleotides long. RefSeq lists its product as hypothetical. Gene Ontology annotation, cellular component: membrane; trans-Golgi network. Gene Ontology annotation, biological process: endoplasmic reticulum to Golgi vesicle-mediated transport. The record is from RefSeq and is a predicted model, not a curated record. The transcript is spliced from 3 exons. NCBI's taxonomy places the organism in Eukaryota, Fungi, Ascomycota, Leotiomycetes, Helotiales, Sclerotiniaceae. The coding region runs from base 406 to 1302 and encodes 298 amino acids.
GGAUUUGGAUUUGGAUAGCUUCACGAAUUUUAUUAACGCGGAAGAGAAGAUAUCUUGUCGGAAAGAACGAUCGCAUAUACAUCUACGAUACGAUUCGAUUCGACACGAUACGAUACGAUAAAUACAUUUCCGUUCGUUCCCUGACUCGAUAUUUGGAAAUUCGGAAAGGAAAUUCGCAUUCGCUGUCUGUGGUCCUACGCUCUGCGAGUUGGCUUUCAUUCGUUCACGACUCCGACGAUUAGACUCGCUUUGAGAGUUCGGUUGCUUUCGAAGGUCUGCGAGGGUUUCUGGUAUUUGGUGGUUUGCUUGCGCUCGCAAUUGCAUCCCGGGACCUCUCUCCGAUACUGUGUUAUCUAUCGUAUUGUCAACGCUGUUGAUUCGAUACGACGGAAGUAUUGAGACGUCAUGGCUUCGUCUUCGAAUCCGUAUCAGCAUUAUGAUCAACCUCGCGUGGAGGAUGACUUGAUUGAUCCUGAUGAUGCAACUCUCGAUGAUCUCGACGAUCCCCUCAAUGCCACUACCUCCCGCACUCCCCUCACCGGAAAUAUCCAACAAACACAAUCCUCGACGCAAUCCUCCCAAAACUAUCUCACCUCCCGCAUCCCAGGCGAAGAUCGUCGCGCACCCACAAACACCCUCGAUGAAUCAGUUUGGGAAACACUCUCGCGCGAUCUCACAGCCAUCUGGUCCAAAAUGCGCGAAGUGCUGUAUCCGAAAUAUCUUUUCGGUGGAUCGAUGAUUGAUUCCCAUGGGUUGCGAGGCGCAUAUUCACAGUUUCGAGAAAAUGGGAUUCAAGGGGCCAGAGAAGAGUUGAGGGGUAUGAUUGGUAGAGUAACGGAUGUAGAGGGUUUGACACAGGGAAAUGCUAUGAGCGAGGGAUUGAGAGAUUGGGAUUUAUGGGGUCCGUUGGUUUUUUGUUUGGGCUUGUCGCUGUUGUUGAGUUUUAGGGCGAGGGGAGAUCAGAUGAGUAAGGUUUUUAGUGGGGUUUUUGCUAUGGUUUGGCUGGGGGAGGCGGUGGUGACGGUGCAGAUUAAAUUGCUAGGGGGCAAUAUUUCCUUCGCCCAAUCCGUCUGUAUCAUAGGUUAUACCCUUUUUCCUCUUGUCAUCGCAGCUCUUCUCUCAGCACUAGGUCUUCAUCCCAUCCCCCGAAUCCCAAUCUACAUUGUCCUGGUGGCAUGGAGUAUGGCAGCGGGUAUUAGUAUCUUGGGAGGAAGUGGAGUGGUGAAGAAUAGAGUGGGACUGGCGGUGUUUCCUUUGUUUGUGUUUUAUUUGAUGUUGGGUGCGCUUUGUUUUAUUUCUUAGGGGGUGUUGGAUUUGGGAUUGGGGUGAGAAGAGUGGGGAGGAGAAGAGGGGGGAGAAGAGGCAGAGAAAUGGAAAUUUGUGGUUUAGAGAGAAGGGGGGUGGGGGGGUAGAGUGGAUAUGAUAUUGAAGGAAAUGGAAACGGAAAUGGAAAGCAAAGAUGGGAGGCUAUGAAAAUUGAGGAGUCUUUUGGUGGGAGUGGAAAUAUUGAUAUUUUAUUUGCUUUGCUUUGCUAUUCUUGCUAUGCUAUGCUAGUCCUGGGAAUAUAUACUUUUUUUAUGAUGUGAUA